Molecule: messenger RNA, 3804 nt
Organism: Pelobates cultripes (western spadefoot toad)
Lineage: Eukaryota; Metazoa; Chordata; Amphibia; Anura; Pelobatidae
Source: the annotation of a GenBank genome assembly
AUGACAGUCAGCUCACCGCCGGAAGGGUCCGGAGAUGUGGAUCCUACAGAAACACCCCCUGACACUACAACGGUCAGAGACACUGUGACAGCCAGCUCACCUUCAGAAGGGUCCGGAGACGUGGAUCCAACAGAAACACCUCCUGACACAACAAUGGUCAGAGACACUGCAACAGCCAGCUCACCACCGGAAGGGUCUGGAGACGUGGAUCCAACAGAAACACCCCCUGACACCACAACGGUCAGAGACACCGCGACAGCCAGCUCCCCGCCAGAAGGGUCCGGAGACGUAGAUCCAACAGAAACACCCCCUGACAUUACAACGGUCAGAGACACUGUGACAGCCAGCUCACCGCCAGAAGGGUCUGGAGACAUGGAUCCAACAGACACACCACCUGACACCACAAUGGACAGAGACACUGCAACAGCCAGCUCACCUUUGGAAGGGUCAGGAGAUGUGGAUCCAACAGAAACACCCCCUGACACCACAACGGUCAGAGACACCGCGACAGCCAGCUCACCGCCAGAAGGGUCCGGAGACGUGUAUCCAACAAAAACACCACCUGACACCACAACGGUCAGAGACACAGCGACAGCCAGUUCACCACCGGAGGGGUCCGGAGAAGUGGAUCCAACAAAAACACCCCCUGACACAACAACGAUCAGAGACAUUGUGACAGCCAGCUCAUCGUCGGAAGGGUCUGGAGACAUGGAUCCAACAGAAAUGCAACCUAACACAACAACAGUCAGAGACACAGCGACAGCCAGCUCACCUUUGGAAGGGUCCGGAGAUGUGGAUCCAACAGAAACACCCCCUGACACCACAACAGUCAGAGACACAGCGACAGCCAGCUCACUACCGGAAGGGUCCGGAGACAUGGAUCCAACAGAAACAUCCACUGACACAACAACGGUCAGAGACACUAUGACAGCCAGCUCACCGCCAGAAGGGUCCGGAGAGGUGGAUCCAACAGAAACACCCACUGACACCACAACGGUUAGAGACACUGCAACAGCCAGCUCACCGCCGGAAGGGUCUGGAGACGUGCAUCCAACAGAAACACCCCUUGACACCACAACAGUCAGAGACAGCGUGACAGCCAGCUCACCGCCGGAAGGGUCAGGAGACGUGGAUCCAACAUACACACCCCCUGACACCACAACGGUCAGAGACACCGUGACAGCAAGCUCAUCGUCGGAAGGGUCUGGAGACAUGGAUCCAACAGAAAAGCCUCCUAACACCACAACGGUCAGAGACACCGUGACAGCAAGCUCAUCGUCGGAAGGGUCUGGAGACAUGGAUCCAACAGAAAAGCCUCCUAACACAACAAUGGUCAGAGACACCAUGACAGCCAGUUCACCUUUGGAAGGGUCCGGAGAUGUGGAUCCAACAGAAACACCCCCUGACAUCACAACAGUCAGAGACACAGCGACAGCCAGCUCACUACCGGAAGGGUCCGGAGAUGUGGAUCCAACAGAAACAUUCCCUGACACUACAACGGUCAGAGACACUGUGACAGCCAGCUCACCACCAGAAGGGUCCGGAGAUGUGGAUCCAACAGAAAAACCACCUGACAGUACAACGGUCAGAGACACUGCAACAGCCAGCUCACCGCCGGAAGGGUCCGGAGACGUGGAUCCAACAGAAACAUCCCCUGACACUACAACGGUCAGAGACACCGCAACAGCCAGCUCACCGCCAGAAGGGUCCGGAGACGUGUAUCCAACAGAAACACCACCUGACACCACAACGGUCAGAGACACAGCGACAGCCAGCUCACCACCGGAGGGGUCCGGAGACGUGGAUCCAACAGAAACACCCCCUGACACCACAACGAUCAGAGACAUUGUGACAGCCAGCUCAUCGUCGGAAGGGUCUGGAGACAUGGAUCCAACAGAAAUGCCUCCUAACACAACAACAGUCAGAGACACCGUGACAGCCAGUUCACCUUUGGAAGGGUCCGGAGAUUUGGAUCCAACAGAAACACCCCCUGACAUCACAACAGUCAGAGACACAGCGACAGCCAGCUCACCACCGGAAGGGUCCGGAGGCGUGGAUCCAACAGAAACAUCCCCUGACACUACAACGGUCAGAGAUACUGUGACAGCCACCUCACCGCCAGAAGGGUCUGGAGACGUGGAUCCAACAGAAACACCCCCUGACACAACAACGGUCAGAGACACUGCAACAGCCAGCUCACCGCCAGAAGGGUCCGGAGACGUGUGUCCAACAGAAACACCACCUGACACCACAAUGGUCAGAGACACAGCGACAGCCAGCUCACCACCGGAGGGGUCCGGAGAUGUGGAUCCAACAAAAACACCCCCUGACACCACAACGAUCAGAGACAUUGUGACAGCCAGCUCAUCGUCGGAAGGGUCUGGAGACAUGGAUCCAACAGAAAUGCCUCCUAACACAACAACAGUCAGAGACACCGUGACAGCCAGCUCACCUUUGGAAGGGUCCGGAGAUGUGGAUCCAACAGAAAUACUCCCUGACAUCACAACAGUCAGAGACACAGCAACAGUCAGCUCACAGCCGGAUGGGUCUGGAGAUGUGGAUCCAACAGAAACACCCCUUGACACCACAACAGUCAGAGACACAGCGACAGCCAGCUCACUACCGGAGGGGUCCGGAGACAUGGAUCCAACAGAAACACCCCCUGACACCACAAUUGUCAGAGACACUUCGACAGUCAGCUCACCGCCGGAAGGGUCUGGAGACGUGGAUCCAACAGAAACACCCCCUGACACCACAACAGUCAGAGACACAGCGACAGCCAGCUCACUACCGGAGGGGUCCGGAGACAUGGAUCCAACAGAAACACCCCCUGACACCACAACUGUCAGAGACACUUCGACAGUCAGCUCACCGUCGGAAGGGUCUGGAGACGUGGAUCCAACAGAAACACCGCCUGACACCACAACAUUCAGAGACACUAUGACAGCCAGCUCACCGCCGGAAGGUUCCGGAGACGUGGAUCCAACAGAAACACCCCCUGACACCACAACGAUCAGAGACAUUGUGACAGCCAGCUCAUCGUCGGAAGGGUCUGGAGACAUGGAUCCAACAGAAAUGCCUCCUAACACAACAACAGUCAGAGACACCAUAACAGCCAGCUCACCGCCAGAAGGGUCCGGAGACGUGGAUCCAACAGACACACCACCUGACACCACAACAGAAAUGCCUCCUAACACGACAACAGUCAGAGACACAGCGACAGCCAGCUCACCACCGGAGGGGUCCGGAGAUGUGGAUCCAACAGAAGCAGCACGUGACACCACAACGGUCAGAGACACUGCGACAGCCAGCUCACCGCCGGAAGGGUCCGGAGACGUGCAUCCAACAGAAACACCUCUUGACACCACAACAGUCAGAGACACCGUGACAGCCAGCUCAUCGCCGGAAGGGUCCGGAGACGUGGAUCCAACAUACACACCCCCUGACACCACAACGGUCAGAGACACCGUGACAGCAAGCUCAUCGUCGGAAGGGUAUGGAGACAUGGAUCCAACAGAAAAGCCUCCUAACACCACAACGGUCAGAGACACCGUGACAGCAAGCUCAUCGUCGGAAGGGUCUGGAGACAUGGAUCCAACAGAAAAGCCUCCUAACACAACAAUGGUCAGAGACACCAUGACAGCCAGUUCACCUUUGGAAGGGUCGGAGAUGUGGAUCCAACAAAAACACCCCCUGACUUGUCACAACAGUCAGAGACACAGCGACAGCAGCUCACUACGGAAGGUCGGAGAUGUGGAUCCAACAGAGCAUUCCCUGACACUACAGCGGUCCAGAACACUGUGA